Messenger RNA from Cornus florida, 2778 nucleotides. Its product is annotated as putative disease resistance protein RGA1. The coding region runs from base 1 to 2778 and encodes 925 amino acids. Gene Ontology annotation, biological process: defense response to fungus. The transcript has 3 exons. The record is from RefSeq and is a predicted model, not a curated record. Gene Ontology annotation, molecular function: protein binding; ADP binding. NCBI's taxonomy places the organism in Eukaryota, Viridiplantae, Streptophyta, Magnoliopsida, Cornales, Cornaceae.
AUGGACUCUUCUAAUGUUCAAGAGAAUGUGUCAGUUGUUGCAAUAAUAGGAAUGGGGGGAAUAGGAAAGACUGAACUUGCAAAAUCAGUAUACAAUGACGAGCUGGUCAGUAAACAUUUUAUACAUAAGAUAUGGGUGACUGUUUCUGAUCACUUUGACAUCAAACAAAUAGCAGAACAGAUCAUAGAAAGUGCAACAGGUUCGAAACCUAUGCGCCUUCAAUUCGAAGCACUGCAAUUUCUCGUUCGGAGAGAAUUUGAUGGAAAAAAAUAUUUACUUGUGUUGGAUGAUGUGUGGAAUGAAAACCAUGAAAAGUGGUUAAAAUUGUUGGAUUUGUUGAUGGGUGGUGCAAAGGGAAGUAAGAUUUUGGUAACUACACGCAAUGGUGAAGUUGCAAUUGUUGUAGGGUCACGUGCAGACCGUCAUUUAGGUCCCUUGACGAUGGAAGAGUCCUGGGCUCUAUUUAAGCAAAUGGCAUUCAAAGAAGGGGAAGAGACAGAGAAUCUAACUCUAGUUGAAAUUGGAAAGAAAAUUGUGACAAAUUGUAAAGGAGUUCCUCUAUGGAUAAAGGUUUUUGGAAGCCUAUUUUACUAUAUAGAUACAGAGAAUGAGUUGUUGAAUUUAGAAAAAGAAACCCAGUGUUUGGAGGAUGUUGGAGAUUCAUAUUUUAUGGAACUAUCAAGGAGGGCCUUUUUUAAUGUUGUUGAAACUGUUGAAAAGUCUGGUAAUGUAAUUAGCUUUAAAAUACACGAUCUUAUGCACGACUUGGCAGAAAGUGCAGCGCCAACUAACUCCUCCAUGACUCAUUUGUCUGGGAAAGACGCCAAACGAAGAAUGCGAAGAAUCCGUCAUGUGUCAUUUAAUUCUUCUAUAGAUUCAUCAUCAGAAGGUCAUGUGUCAUUUAAUUCUUCUACAGAUUCAUCAUCAGAAGAUCCAACAAGGGUGCAUAGAGCUGACAAUAUAGGAACAUCUCUUUUAUCAUAUCCAUUUAAUGAAAACUUUAUUUCCAAUUUUAAAAGGUUGCGGGUGUUGGAUAUGCAUAACUUGGGGAUGAAGAUGGUGCCGAGUUGCAUAAGUAAGAUGAAGUAUUUAAGGUAUCUUGAUCUUUCUGAAAACGAUAUCAAGAAAUUGCCAAGUUCCAUUACCAAGUUGAAAAAUUUGCAGACCUUGAAACUCUCUGAUUGUCAGGAUCUCGAAGAAUUGCCAGAAGGUUUUGGAAAAUUGGUCAAUCUUAGGCAUCUUGAGCUUGACUUCUGUAUCGGUUUGACUGAUAUGCCAUAUGGAUUGGGGCAAUUGACUUCUCUUCGUACACUACCGUUAUUCAUCACAGGUCCAGGUAGUAGGUUAAGUGAAUUGAAAGGCCUAAAUAAUCUACUGGGCAAGUUAAAGAUUGAACUAAGAUCGGGAAAGUCAGAAGUCGGAGAAGCAAUCUUGAAGGAGAAAGAACAUCUUGUGUCAUUGGAACUAAAUUUCCGCCACUAUGAUAAUGAUGAUGUGUUAGUGUUGGAAGGCCUUCAACCACACCCAAAUCUGACAAGUCUGGAUAUAAGAUGGUAUGGGGGUUUCCGGCAACUUUCUUCUCUCCGAUCUCUUGAGCUUAGUAAUCUAAAUUCUCUAAGCUACAUAGAUGAAAACAGCAUUAAUAGUGGCGGUGAUGAUGCGUCCUCUUCUUUGCCAUUUUUCCCAUCAUUGGAAUAUCUGAGUCUCAUUGAGUUGCCUAAUUUGCAGGGAUGGUGGAAUAAAGAGGAACCAACAAUAAUGGAAAUGACAGCAGACCAACAGCAACACCAACUAUUGCUGCUACCAUCAUUUCCUCGUCUUUCUCGAUCAUAUAUCAGAAAUUGUCCUAAGCUGGCAUCAAUGCCUCUGCAACCAAGCUCUGUAGAACUAAAAUUGGAUGGGGUCUGCACGGAGCUAGUAAAACAACAGUUAUUGAUGAUGAUGGUGGUAGCCCCUUCAUCUUCUUCAUUUGCUCCUCUUUCCAAAUUAGCUGUUCUAUAUAUUAAUGACAUUGAGGAUCUAGUUUCUUUGCCAGAUAAAGCAUUCGGAAGUCUCAUUUCUCUCCGGAAACUAGGGAUUUGCAAUUGUCCAAGACUAACCUCUCUGCCAAGAGGGAUGCAACAUCUCACUGCCCUCAAAUCUCUGCGGAUCCACAACUGCAAAGAGGUUACCUUUUUUAAUGAUGACGAUGACGAUGAUGAUGACGAUGACGAUGACAUACCAUUUCUAGGCUUUAAGAACCUAACUUCUCUGGAAAUGUCUCAAAUUCCGAAGUUGGGGUUUCUUCCUGCAGGGCUUCGACAUGUCACCUCUCUACAAUCUCUAUCCAUUUCAAGUUGUGAAAAAUUGGUAACUUUACAGAAUACCGGCAACCUCACAUGGCUUCAACAACUUUCCAUUUCAAGGUGUGAAAAUUUGCUAAAUUUACGGCAGAUCGGCAACCUCACAUCGCUUCAACAGCUUUCCAUUUCAAAGUGUGAAAAUUUGACAACUUUAGGGAAGAUCGGCAACCUCAUAUCUCUUCGAGAACUUUCCAUUUCUCUUUGCCCUAGCCUGACGUCACUGCCUGAGGGAAUGCUACAUGUUACCUCCCUACAAUCUCUAUCCGUUUCAAGUUGUAAAAAUUUGGUAACUUCACAGAAUAUUGGCAACCACACAUCGUUUCAACAACUUUCCAUUUCAGAGUGUGCAAAUUUGACAACUUUAACUUGUCGUUGUCUUGGGAUUCUCUCGGUGAUUGACUUUGGGUUAAUGUGCCGAUUAAUUUGGGAGGUGUAA